AUGCGAACUUCGUCCAAAAUCCUUUGCACGAGGCCUUUCGGUAGAUGCGCGCUUCGCGUUGGCUCUGGCGAUUUCUGGUCCAGGCGAAAAGAGGGAGGGGAGUGCGUUCAAGUCGACCUGAACUUUGCGUCGUCGGAAACAAGAGGCUGGCGCGGUGCUGGAGAGCGGGCGUUCCUGGGAGAGUUAAAAACCGGAGGGCAGGCUGCAGGGGUCGCCCCAAGGCUGGAGGCGCCUCAUGGAAGUGUAUCGAAGAAUGUCGACUCUGUGGCGGUGCAGCUAAUGCACAACAUGUAG
Purpureocillium lilacinum is the source of this 294-nucleotide messenger RNA. Lineage: Eukaryota; Fungi; Ascomycota; Sordariomycetes; Hypocreales; Ophiocordycipitaceae. The record is from RefSeq and is a predicted model, not a curated record.